This is a messenger RNA of Rhinichthys klamathensis goyatoka, 1271 nucleotides long. It is a transcript of the gene as3mt, whose product is annotated as arsenite methyltransferase. The record is from RefSeq and is a predicted model, not a curated record. The transcript has 11 exons. Gene Ontology annotation, cellular component: cytosol. Bases 77 to 1216 code for a protein of 379 amino acids. Gene Ontology annotation, biological process: arsonoacetate metabolic process; toxin metabolic process. NCBI's taxonomy places the organism in Eukaryota, Metazoa, Chordata, Actinopteri, Cypriniformes, Leuciscidae. Gene Ontology annotation, molecular function: arsenite methyltransferase activity.
GCAUACUGCUCACUGAUUGGCUGAACCUCUCAAACUACCGAAAGCCAGAAAGACCAAAACACAUUUUCGCAUAAUCAUGGCAGACGCACCUACAGCAGCCAGGUACGCUGUUACAAGUGUUUACAAUGAGGUUAAGGAGUACUAUGGAAAGACACUUAAGAAGACAUCUGACCUGAAAAGCAAUGCAUGUGUACCGUCUGCCAAGUCUGUCCCUGCAUAUGUGAGAAAAGCGAUAGCUGGGAUCCAUCCAGAUGUCGUUGCAAAGUACUAUGGCUGUGGUCUGGUGGUCCCUGAGUGUCUGGAGGGCUUCAGGGUGCUUGAUCUCGGCUGUGGGAGUGGACGGGAUUGCUACAUGCUCAGCCAGCUCGUAGGAGAGAAGGGACAUGUCACAGGCAUCGACAUGACUGAAGAUCAGCUUGAGGUGGCCCAGAAGUAUGUUGACUACCACAUGCAAAGAUUUGGUUACAAAAAGCCAAAUGUGAAUUUUGUUUGUGGUUACAUUGAGGCCUUGGCUGAAGCAGGUCUAGAGGAGAAAUCAUAUGAUAUCAUCAUAUCAAACUGUGUGGUGAACCUGUCCCCAGAUAAAACCAGUGUCCUGAGGGAGGCUUACCGUGUACUAAAGGAUGGAGGGGAAUUGUACUUUAGUGAUGUUUAUAGUGAUGCUAGAAUCCCAGAAGACCUCAAGGCCAACAACGUGUUAUGGGGUGAGUGCCUGAGUGGAGCAUUGUGGUGGGAAGACCUGAUACGACUGGCUGAAGAGGUUGGGUUCUGCAAACCCAGACUGGUUACUGCUAGUAUCAUCACUGUGGGCAACAAGGAACUAGAGAAACUUCUUGGUGACUACAAAUUUGUGUCUGCCACAUACCGGCUCUUCAAGUUACCAAAAGGUUCAGAGAAGAGGUCCUGUCUGGUCAUGUACAACGGAGACAUUACAGGUGUGGAGGAAAGCUUCGAGUUUGAUGCCCAAUUUACCUUUAAGGUUGAUAAAGUGAUGGAGGUGGAUGGUGAUGUGGCCAGCCUCUUGAGUAACUCCAGAUUUGCUGAAGAAUUCACAUUUCAGCCUCAGGAGGUGAACACCUCUGCCUCUGGAGGAUGCUGGGCCAAACCCAAGGCAGUGUCAAUGAAUCCCUUUGAACUGGUCCAGCAGUUGGGCAGUGCACGUGUAACUGCUUCCACUGGGGGGUGCUGUGCAGGCCAGGAAUCAUGCUGCAACUGAAUCUAAUGUAAAAUCAGUUUUGCUUGUUUAUAAUUUGAAAAGAACAAAUUAUUGG